GAGUGGACCAGAAACCCGACAUUAAUUUAGUCUCUCCACCCUACUUAGAUUUUGUUGCAGAUACCCAAUUCCUAUCCUCCAGUGAUGCCGCUUUCCAUCUCCUUCUCUUUCUCUUAAAUCUCAAUCUCUCUCUCUCUCUCCCUCUCCCAUCUCGACAAUCAUGGAUUCCUUGACUUUAUUCUCUCUCUAUUUUCUUCUUCCUCUCAUCCUAAUCCUCCUCUUCUUCCUCCGCUCCACCCACCGGAGCCGCCGCCUACCGCCGGGGUCCCUCGGCCUGCCCUUCGUCGGCGAGACCCUGCAGCUCAUCUCUGCCUACAAGUCGGAGAACCCGGAGCCUUUCAUCGACGAGCGGGUCGGGCGGUUCGGGCCCAUCUUCACGACGCACGUGUUCGGCGAGCCGACGGUGUUCUCGGCCGACCCGGAUACGAACCGGUUCAUCCUCCAGAACGAGGGGCGGCUCUUCGAGUCGAGCUAUCCCGGGUCCAUCUCCAACCUGCUGGGCCGCCACUCGCUGCUGCUCAUGAGGGGCAGCCUCCACAAGCGAAUGCACUCUCUCACCUUGAGCUUCGCGAAUUCGUCCAUUCUCCAAGACCAUUUGCUGCUCGACAUCGAUCGGCUCGUCCGGCUCAAUCUCGACUGCUGGACCGGACUCGUAUUCCUCAUGGACGAGGCCAAGAAGAUAACGUUUGAGUUGACAGUGAAGCAGCUGAUGAGCUUCGAUCCGUGCGAGUGGACAGAGAGCCUAAGGAAGGAAUACAUGCUGGUGAUUGAAGGCUUCUUCACCAUCCCUUUCCGCCUCUUCUCCACCACCUACCGCCGGGCUAUCGAGGCCAGGAGGAAGGUGGCGGAGGCGCUGGGUCGGGUGGUCAGGGAGAGGAGGAGGAGGAGAUCCAGAGGAGGAGGAGGAGGAGGAGGAGGAGAAGGAGGGGAUCAGAGGAAGAAUGACAUGCUGGGGGCUCUCUUGGACGAGGAGGGCGGCGGAGCAGGUGGCUUCUCCGACGAGGAGAUUGUGGACUUCAUGCUGGCUCUGCUGGUCGCCGGCUACGAAACCACCUCCACCAUCAUGACUCUGGCCGUCAAGUUCCUAACCGAGACCCCUCUCGCUCUCGCCCAGCUCAAGGAAGAGCAGGACGAGAUUAGGGCGAGGAAGGGUGAAUCUGAGGCUCUGGAAUGGAACGAUUACAAGUCCAUGCCCUUCACUCAAUGUGUUGUUAAUGAAACCUUAAGAGUAGCCAACAUAAUUAGUGGGGUGUUCAGACGAGCAAUGACGGAUAUUGAUGUGAAAGGUUAUAGAAUCCCGAAAGGAUAUAAGGUUUUUGCUUCACUGAGGGCAGUGCAUAUGGAUGAGGAUCACUUCAAGGAUGCUCGCUCUUUCAAUCCCUGGAGAUGGCAGGGUGGGGAUUCGUCGGCAGCUACCAACUCAGUGAACUUAUUCACACCGUUCGGAGGGGGGCCGAGGCGGUGCCCUGGUGCUGAGCUAGCCAGGGCUGAACUCUCUGUUUUUCUUCACCAUCUCGUCACUCGAUUCAGUUGGGUGGCAGCUGAAGAUGACAAGCUGGUGUUCUUUCCAACCACAAGGACACAGAAGCGGUUUCCGAUCAUCGUGCAGCGACGGAAUCAUGGGGCUGCACCGCCGCCUGCCCCUACCUUCCCCUUGUAAAUUCAGACUAGUAGUAAUUAAGAAGGUAGCAGCAAGCUAGCUAGCUAGGGAGCCAAAAUUUAAUUAAGGAGAAAAUAAAUAUUAUUAUUAUUAUUAUUACCAUAAUAAUAAUAAUAAUAAUAAUAAUAUAUUGUAGGAGGGAGAUCAGACAUAUAUAUAUAUAUAGUCUUUAAUUAAAAUGAUAAUGCAAUAAAAUUAAUGGGUAUA
This is a messenger RNA of Diospyros lotus (date-plum), 1867 nucleotides long. Its product is annotated as cytochrome P450 90A1. NCBI's taxonomy places the organism in Eukaryota, Viridiplantae, Streptophyta, Magnoliopsida, Ericales, Ebenaceae. The transcript is spliced from 7 exons. Gene Ontology annotation, biological process: brassinosteroid homeostasis; brassinosteroid biosynthetic process; sterol metabolic process. The coding region runs from base 161 to 1660 and encodes 499 amino acids. The record is from RefSeq and is a predicted model, not a curated record. Gene Ontology annotation, molecular function: oxidoreductase activity, acting on paired donors, with incorporation or reduction of molecular oxygen; monooxygenase activity; iron ion binding.